Oryza brachyantha (malo sina) is the source of this 7061-nucleotide messenger RNA. RefSeq names its product protein ROS1A-like. Bases 653 to 6484 code for a protein of 1943 amino acids. The record is from RefSeq and is a predicted model, not a curated record. Gene Ontology annotation, biological process: base-excision repair. NCBI's taxonomy places the organism in Eukaryota, Viridiplantae, Streptophyta, Magnoliopsida, Poales, Poaceae. The transcript is spliced from 18 exons. Gene Ontology annotation, molecular function: 4 iron, 4 sulfur cluster binding; DNA demethylase activity; DNA N-glycosylase activity.
AUCAGAGGGGUCAUCCGAGCUCAUUUCUCCCCUUCCCCCAACUUCUAGGGUUUGGCCAGGCACCCCGCCGCCAUCCACCCCGCCGGCGUCUCCUCCCGACGCCAGCCAGACCGCCGCCGCCUCCUCCCGUCGCCAUCCACACCCGCCGGUGCUCGCCAGGGAGCCGCCGCCGCCUCCUCCCGUCGUCAUCCACACCGGCCGACGCCGGUGCUCGCCAGGGACGCCGCCGCACCUCCUCCCGCCGCCAUCCACACCGGCCGACGCCGGCGCUCGCCAGGGACGCCGGCUGAAGAAGUGAUUGUUGUGUGCCUGGUGCGUUGAUCUAUAGUUGUCUGGUUCUAUGCUCUCCAGCUACAAUCGUGCUCUGCCGUCCCUGAAAAUUAUGAAUGUAAAAUAUUGCAGUCCAGAAUAAAGCAUCGAAAUCAUUUCUUACAGUAUGAGAGAAAAUUUACUAUUAAAGUGAAAGAUGUGUCUCGUUACUCCCAAAUGAGCUGCACAUGGAGAAAAGAUGAAAUCAAGAACACAGUGAUCAUUGCAGUGGAUGCUGGGAGGCCACACAGGAGUCCUGUGUGAUCCAACCGUGCUGCUCCUGAGUUGAAAUUGCAUAGACAAUACCAAGGUGUAAACUUGAGAUGGAGUAGUGGAAGGAAAUAUGCAGGAUUUUGGACAAUGGCUGCCUCAAUCUCAGAUCACUGCCGAUCUAUAUUUCUCGAGUAUUUCAAUGCCACCACAGUUGGAUACUUCUAUAGAGACGCAGACUAGAACCUCUGCUGUUGUACCGUCAGUGAAAGAAUCUGCUAAUUUGUUUGUCACUCAUGAUGGCACUGAGCUUGUUGAAGGCAUGAACAAUGCUGCUGGGCUAACUGAAGUCAUUGGAAAUAGUGCUGAACCAACUGAAUGUAUUGACUUGAACAAGACGCCAGCACGGAAACCCAAGAGGAAAAAGCACAGGCCAAAAGUGUUAAAAGACAAUAAACCAUCGAAGACACCUAAAUCUGCAACUCCAAUACCUUCAAAUGAGAAGGUAGAAAAACCGUCUGGAAAGAGAAAGUAUGUCCGUAAGAAGACAUCAUCUGCAGGACAACCUCCUCUAGAAGAGACUAGCAGCUCACACUGCAGAUCUGAGCUGAAACCAGUUAGACGAAGCUUGGAUUUUGGUGCGGAAGUACUGCAAGAGAGUGCACAGUCUGGAUCUCAAGUUCUGGUGGCAGAACUAUCUCAAUCAAUACCUUCUACCAGCCAAAGAGAUUCACAAACCCACUUGGCUUGCCAUGUGGUUUCUAGCACCAGCUCAAUUCACACUUCAGCUAGUCAGAUGGUUAACACACAAUUGUUUCCUUCUGUUAACAUGCCAAAUGGAGUAUUGCUUGACCUCAAUAAUUCUACGAGUCAGUUACAAAAUCAUGCUAAAUUUGUGGACAGUCCGGCACUUCUUUCUCAUUCCGGGAUAAGAGAGACAUCAGGAACAAAUUCUUUGCUAGAAAUCUAUGCUGGUAUGUCAGAUAGAAAUGUACCUGAUCUCAACAGUUCAAUUAAUCUAAUGCCGAGUAUGCCUACCGAUUUUGCUCAAUACUUGCUUUCAUCCUCACAAGCUUCUGUAAGGGAAACACAAAUGGCCAACCAGAUGCUUAAUUGUCAGAGGAUACCAGAAACUACAAUUACACCUAGUCCUUGUAUAGAAAGCCCUGCAUUCAAGGGACAUUUGGAUCAUAUUCCUCAUGCAACAGAAGCAUUUAUAAAUGGCCAAAUGCCCCAUGGUUACAGGUUGGCGCAAAAUUCCAUCCUACCUCCAAAGCAUAUUGAAGGGCAUUCAGUGACAGGAAAUUUGAAUGAAUUUGCCUCCACAAAUGAUUAUUUAAAGCUAAAUGGUAUCAGUCAAACCGGAGCUGCAAUUGGGCAGCGUAAUAUUGGUGACUCCAUGCAUAUACAUGCAAUGGAUACCAGAAGAGAAUGCUAUGCUUCCAGUGGUUCUCGGAUAUCAUUAGGUGUGAACCUGAACCAACAGAAUAGUGGAUGGGCAUAUGUAGAUGCUGCCAAUACUGUGAGCUCUCAGUUAACAUAUUUUUCAGAACCUCACAAAAGAAUGAGAACAGAUUAUCUUAACAAUUGUCCAACUGGAGUUGUGGGACAUUUGUCUACCUCAUCUACACAUUUGUUAAACAAUGAGAAUGCAAAUGUGGUUUCAGAAAUCAACUCUAAAGUUUUUACCCUUGCUGAGGCACAAAGAUUGAUAGCCCAUGAGAAAUCACGAGCUUCCCAAAGAAUGAUCAGUUUUAGAUCAUCUGUAAACGAUAUGGUUAACAGACCAGAAAUGAUCCAACAAUGUUGCAGACCUACUCUUUGUGGCUCAGCAUGCAGGGAUUCUAUUGAAGUACCUGACAAACAGUUCAGGCUCAUAGCAGAAGAAUUCACACAAUUGCCUAGUAUGCCAAAUAACCUACAAAGAGAAAAACAUAUACCGCAAACUGGAAGUUGCCAACUUCAGUCUUUGAAACAUGACAUAUCUAAAGGGACAAACUUGUCUCGUGAAUUGCAUGAGCAUACAACUUCACCUCAAGCUGUUACUCAGAGCAGUUUCUGUGUUACCCCUCCUGAUGUGCUUGGCAGAAGCACCAGGGGGGAGCAUUUAAGAACCCCUAUAGCUCCAACACACACAUCAACUUGUAAGGACACUCUGAAAACUUUAAGUUGUGAACUGGAGAAUUCUAGGGAGACUAUUAGCCCCCCUGUCAAUCCUAUUGGAACAUCCUCUGGCAAUGAUGUUCCAAGAACUGGUAACCAUCAAGUAGAGGUUUCUGAAGAAACCUUUACAGCUAAACUCCCCGAGAAGAGAAAAGUAGGACGCCCCAGGAAAGAGUUAAAAUCUGGCGAGAAGCCAAAACCUAGAGGUCGUCCAAGGAAGGAAAAGGUUGUUGGCGGAGAGCUUGCAUCAAAAGGUAACCAUACUAAUCCAUUGCAAAACGAGGACACUUGUUCUUAUGGUCCUUAUGCAGGGGAGGGUUCUGUUGGAAGAGCAGUUAAUUCAGAUAGUGUUGGAGAAAGCAUUUCUGAAGCUAUAGUGCCCUUACUGAAUUCUUUAGAUCGUAUUAUUCAAAAGAUAAAGGUCUUAGACAUAAACAAAUCAGAAGACCCUGGGAUAACUGAAGCACAUGGUGCUCUUGUCCCUUAUAAUGGAGAAUUUGGUCCUAUUAUUCCUUUUGAGGGAAAAGUGAAAAGAAAACGUUCUCGAGCCAAAGUGGAUCUUGACCCUGUAACUGCUUUAAUGUGGAAAUUACUAAUGGGACCAGAUAUGACCGAUAGUGCUGAAGGGAUGGAUAAGGAUAAAGAGAAAUGGCUAGAUGAAGAAAGAAAAAUAUUCCAAGGGCGUGUUGAUUCAUUUAUAGCUCGAAUGCAUCUGGUUCAAGGAGAUCGGCGUUUUUCUCCUUGGAAAGGAUCAGUUGUAGAUUCUGUAGUGGGAGUAUUUCUUACUCAGAAUGUUUCGGACCAUCUUUCCAGCUCUGCAUUUAUGUCUCUUGCUGCAAAAUUUCCUGUGAAGCCAGAAGCCUCUGAAAAACCUGCACAUGACAUGUCUCAUACAUUUUCAGAAAAUGGUGGCUGUUCUGGGUUAUUUGGUAAUUCUGUCAAACUUCACAGUGAGAUCCUUGUUGAAGAGGCCAGCAAUACUGCAGGCUCUCUUAUCACAACAGAAGAUAAGGAAGGAAGUGGUAGUGUGGAAUUGCUUGGAAGUUCUUGUGGGAAUGGAGUGGACUGUGCAGCAGGAGUUUAUUCUAAUACUUAUGAGAAGCUGCCAGCUGGACUGCAUGGUACAAGGCCACCUGCCGUUCGAACAGGAAAUGGUAUCGAAGUUGACGAUGGGUCACUGGAGGAUGUUGUUUCAUCACAAAACUCUGCUAUUUCAUCUCAAAAUUCGCCAGACUAUCUAUUUCACAUGUCUGACCAUAUGUUUUUGAGCACAUUGCUAAAUUUUACCGCAGAAGAGAUUGGCAGCAGAAAUAUGCCCAAAGCAACAAGUAUUUCAACCACAUAUACAGAACUUCUACGAAUGCAGGAGCUAAAGAACAAGUCUAAUGAAACUAUUGAAAUGCAAAACAGUGGUUCAGUGCUCAAUGGGAUACAAUAUCCCAGCAGUAAAUAUCAGCCUUUACAUUCCUCUGUCUCGUAUCACCAGAAUGGCCAAGUUCAUCUCCCAGAAAUACAUGCGAGUGUUUUGGAGCAAUCAGUAUACACUGGCCUUAAUAAAGUGCUUGAUUCUAAUGUUACACAAACCAAAUAUAGUUAUUAUCGUUCACCUCAUCCUGGGACUGCCUGCAAAAAUGAAACAAAAAGAUCGGACUCUUUAAGCAGCCUGUUGUAUGGUAUAGAUGGAUCGACUAAGACUCCUUCCCCGCCUGAGGCUACACCAGAAUAUGACGUAAUUUCACCAGAAAUUGCUAACCAUUGUGAACCAUUGUGUUCAGAGACACUGUCAUUUGCUAAGGAGCAGUCCUCCUGUGAAAAAUAUCUUUCAACGAAUGAUAUUCAAGCUGCAUUUGUGAAACAGCACGGAACAUCAAAUUUGCAUGGGGAUUAUACUAUCGUGACAGAGCAAAAUGGAGGUGAACAUUCUCAAUCAGGAUACAGCCAACAGGAUGAUAAUGUUGUAUUUCAAUCAGCAAAAACCAGUAAUCUUUAUUCUUCAAACUUAUGCCAAAACCAGAAAGCAAAUUCUGAAGUACUGCAGGGAGUUUCUUCCAGUUUGAUAGAUAAUUCUAAAGAUGCCAAGAAGAAUUCCCCUGAAGUUCCAAUCAAUGGAUCAAAAGCAAAGAAGCCAAGGGUUGGGGCUAGUAAAAAGCGAACAUAUGAUUGGGAUACGUUGAGGAAAGAAGUUCUUCACAGUCAUGGUAAUAAACAAAGAGGCCAGCAUGCUAAGGACUCAAUUGAUUGGGAAACAAUAAGACAAUCAGAUGUGAAGAAAAUAUCAGAAACAAUUAGAGAGCGAGGAAUGAAUAACAUGCUGGCAGAACGGAUAAAAGACUUCCUAAAUCGAUUGGUGAGAGACCAUGGGAGUAUCGAUCUUGAGUGGUUGCGCUAUGUCGAUUCAGACAAAGCAAAGGACUAUCUCUUAAGCAUUAGAGGACUUGGACUUAAAAGUGUCGAGUGUGUGCGUCUCUUGACACUACAUCACAUGGCUUUUCCUGUGGACACAAAUGUUGGUAGAAUAUGUGUGAGGCUUGGAUGGGUGCCGCUUCAACCCCUACCUGAGUCUCUUCAGUUGCACCUGUUGGAGAUGUAUCCAAUGCUGGAGAACAUACAGAAAUACCUCUGGCCUAGGUUAUGCAAGCUUGAUCAGCGAACAUUGUAUGAGCUUCACUAUCAAAUGAUAACUUUUGGAAAGGUAUUUUGUACAAAAAAUAAGCCAAAUUGCAAUGCAUGCCCAAUGAGAGCUGAGUGCAAGCACUUUGCAAGUGCAUUUGCCAGUGCAAGGCUCACUCUUCCUGGACCAGAAGAGAAGAGUUUGGUUACAUCUGGAGUCCCAAUUGCUGCAGAGACCUGCCACCAGACAUAUAUAAGUUCUAUGCCUGUAGGUCAACUUGAGUACGCCUGCCACAAUGAUAUGAACAAUCGUCAGCCAAUCAUCGAGGAGCCAGCAAGCCCAGAACCUGAACAUGAGACCAUAGAGAUGAAAGAAGAUGCAAUAGAGGAUAGUUUUAUUGAUGAUCCAGAAGAAAUUCCUACUAUCAAACUUAAUUUUGAGGAGUUUACACAGAACCUGAAGAGUUAUAUGCAAACAAAUAACAUUGAGAUUGAAGAUGCUGAUAUGUCAAAGGCUUUGGUUGCUAUGACUCCUGAAGUUGCUUCUAUCCCAACUCCAAAGCUCAAAAAUGUCAGUCGCCUUAGGACAGAGCACCAAGUCUAUGAACUGCCAGACUCGCAUCCCCUUCUGGAAGGAUUUGACCAAAGAGAACCAGAUGAUCCUUGCCCAUACCUUCUCUCUAUAUGGACGCCAGGUGAAACGGCUCAGUCCACUGAUGCACCUAAGUCAUUCUGCAAUUCGCAAGAGAGUGGUGAACUAUGUGCAAGUGAUACAUGCUUUAGUUGCAACAGUAUACGAGAAGUGCAGGCCCAAAAAGUUCGAGGGACACUGUUGGUACCAUGCCGAACAGCAAUGAGAGGAAGCUUUCCACUUAAUGGGACGUAUUUUCAAGUCAAUGAGGUAUUUGCUGAUCAUGACACGAGCCGGAACCCAAUUGAUGUUCCAAGGAGUUGGAUAUGGGAUCUCCCUAGGAGAACGGUUUACUUUGGAACAUCAAUUCCAACAAUAUUUAAAGGCUUGACAACUGAAGACAUACAACAUUGCUUUUGGAGAGGAUUUGUGUGCGUAAGGGGCUUUGAUAAGACAUCAAGAGCACCCAGACCACUGUAUGCAAGACUCCACUUUCCAGCAAGCAAAAUUACCAGGAACAAAAAGUCCGCAGGUUCUGCUCCACGAAGAGAUGAUGAAUAAGCCAUCUGGAAAACGGGAAAGAAAUAAAGAGGAGGUACAUACAGGACCCUGCAAGAGUACUGACCGGAAAUGGAUCACUGACCAAUAAGUUGCCAUAGCCGAUUCAAUUAUUUCAAGCCAUAUACAUGUGCUGAAAGCUAUGAACCCCAGUUACUCAUGAAUUUGUGGUGCUGGUAUUCUUCGGCAACAUGAUCCAUCAUACAGAUUCAAUGCUUGGUUGUUGCAAGCAAUUCUUAUGCGGUGACAGUUGCUGCCGAUAGGGAGAAAAGGCAGGUCGUCCAGCGGCUCUAACUGUACUUUUUGAGUGGAACCGAUUGUUGUACAUGUGAAAAGUCAGCCAUUCAAAAUGAUAAUUCAUGUUAGGUCAUUCAUGUAGAUGAUGUCAAAUUAAUCGUCAGUUAUUCGAUUGAUUCGUUGACAAUGUUAAUUGCCUCUUGAUAACUUGGUGAUGCGCAAUGCCAUAAUGUAUGUCGAGGAAAAUAUAAAGGUGGAGAUGUCAGUUGUUAGCAUUUGUUACUGACGAAAACAAUCUUGCUGCCCUGUCAUAUACAAUUCUUUUACACUUUUGUUGACUACC